Molecule: messenger RNA, 782 nt
Organism: Brassica napus (rape)
Lineage: Eukaryota; Viridiplantae; Streptophyta; Magnoliopsida; Brassicales; Brassicaceae
Product: transcription factor KUA1
Exons: 2
Coding region: 282-767 (161 amino acids)
Biological process (GO): response to auxin; response to ethylene; response to gibberellin
Molecular function (GO): DNA binding
Source: RefSeq, a predicted model, not a curated record
UAUGUAUGUAUAAGAUUAGUUUGUUGUCAUAAACGAAAAUAUCCAGGUAAGAAGAUAAGAUAUAAAUAAAUAAAAAGCUAGUAGUAUAUAAUUAGUAAACUAAAACACGGAUUAAAACGUAAGAUCCCCCAUAAUCCUCUCGGUCUUUCUUCUUCUUUCCAUAAUAAAAAUCAAAAAACAAAAUUACACAUCUCUCUCUAUCGAACUUGUUGUGUAUAUACGGAGGAGCUUUUAUUACAGAUUAAAGUGUUUUUGGCUUUUUGUGUUGUGUGUUUGUGCGGAUGACUCGUCGGUGUUCGCAUUGUAGCUAUAAUGGGCAUAACUCCCGCACGUGCCCGACUCGUGGGGGUUGUGGUGGUGGCACGUGCGGUGGAAACGGAGGAGGAUCUUCUGCUUCUUCUUCCUCCUCCUCUGCCGUGAAGCUGUUCGGCGUGAGGUUAACGGAUGGGUCGAUUAUCAAGAAGAGUGCGAGUAUGGGUAACCUCUCGGCAUUGGCCGUGCACCACCGCUUGUCUCCGUCGUCUCCUUUGGCGACGGGGAAUCAUAACGACUCGCCGUUGUCGGAUCAUGGGAGGUACUCUAGUCAAGAGAAGGGAGGGUAUUUGUCGGAUGAUCCAGGUCAUGGUUCUGGGUCUAUCCACCACCGUCGUGUGGAGAGGAAGAGAGGUGUUCCUUGGACUGAGGAGGAGCACAGGCUAUUCUUAGUGGGUCUCCAGAAGCUAGGCAAAGGAGAUUGGCGUGGUAUUUCAAGAAACUAUGUGACUUGAACUUAAGAACACCAA